CGGCGGCCCCUCCCUCGGACUCUCGUCACAGGUCCGUGGGCCUACUGCGCAGGCGCCGCUCUGUCAGCACUUCGUCAGCCGGGUUAGGGUGGUCACCAGGAGCCACCGUGACGUGUCUUGUUUUUUUGUUUUUUUUUCUCCUCUUCCUGUCCUGAACCGAUUUGAGGACCAGGCAGACAACCUUGUGUAGUGUUUAGCUUCCUCUCCUCCCGCUGACCCUAGCCCCUCAUUCCUUCAAAAUUAAACUCAGACGCCGGGUCAGAGGUCUGGGUCAGCUGUACGUCCGGCCGCCUGAUAAAAUACCGGUCUUGACGGUAUUUAAGUAAAAGUUGGAAUUCGGCUGUGUGGAGAAAGAAGCGAUUCCUGGACUGGGGAGUGUAAUAGGGACACAGUCCCCUGCUGGCCCUGAAAAGUGUGGUGCUGCCGUAGAGUUCGGCUGGCGACAUCACGUCCAGGAACGACUCAAAGCUAAAAUCGAGAGAGAGAGAGAGAGAGAGUGAGUCAGUUCUCCUAUCCUUGGCGUGACCGCCCACGGUGGCCGGGCUCCAAGAAAGGUCACGGACGCUGUGCUUCCUGGUUCUCACGCUCUUCGUUCUUGCCCUCUGGGGCUCAAAGCGUGUACGCCUCCUCUGCGGCAAAGACAGUUUAGGUUCCUAACCAAAAAGCACGGUUUUCAUCAGCCACGCAGACUUGAGGAAGAAAAUCCGACAGACGUGUUCCCGUAGAAAUGCUCGUGUGCGCCUGAAAAAUCCCAGGAUCGAGAGUCAAGUUUGUCCCUCCUGGAGGACCUGGAGGAGACUCUGUUCUCCAGAAGCUGGUGGUGGUGAAGUGCAGGUCUUAAUUUGAAAAGACGGCCCAUUGGCCAUGGAUGCAGCUGGGAAAGAGGAAAUCAGUGUCGAAGAUGAAGCUGUGGAUAAAAACGUUUUUAGAGACUGUACCAAGAUUGCAUUCUAUAGGCGUCAGAAACAGCAGCUCAUAAAGAAGUCCACCUAUCAGGCAGUACUAGAUUCAAUCACAACAGGCCAGGACAGCACCAGGUUCCAAAUAGUCCAUGAAGCAACAAAGAUUCCUCUCAUGGCAGAAAUUUAUGGUAUAGAGAGAAACAUUUUCAGGCUUAAAAUCAAUGAAGAGAUGCCCCUGAAACCCAGGUAUGAAGUUCCUGAUGUCCUCACAAGCAAGCCAAGUACUGUCAGGCUGAUUUCAUGCUCAGGGGAUUCAGGCAAUGUGGUAUUAGCAGAUGAAAAAGGAGAUCUGAAAUGUCAUAUCACAGCAAAGCCAUUCAAGGUAGACCUGGUGUCUGAAGAAGAGGUGGUAAUGAGUAUAAAUUCCCUGGGCCAAUUAUACUUUGAACACCUGCAGGUUCCUCAGAAACAAAGAGCUACCAAAGAAAAUGAAAGUGCCUCAGUUGACACCGCCAAGGAAAAUGAAGAUGAUCUGGGCCUAUGGGAGGAGAAAUUUGGAAACUUUGUGGAUGUCAAAGCUAAUGGUCCUGCUUCCAUUGGUUUGGAUUUCUCCUUACAUGGAUUCGAGCACCUCUACGGGAUCCCACAACAUGCAGAAUCACACCAACUUAAAAAUACUAGCGAUGGAGAUGCUUACCGUCUGUAUAACCUGGAUGUCUAUGGAUAUAAAAUACAUGACAAAAUGGGCAUUUAUGGUUCAAUCCCUUAUCUCCUGGCUCACAAACUUGGCAAGACUGUAGGAAUUUUCUGGCUGAAUGCCUCAGAAACACUUGUGGAAAUCAAUACAGAGCCUGCGGUAGAGUACACAUUGACCCAGGUAGGCCCAGCUGCUGCUAAACAAAAGGUCAGAUGUCGAACUGAUGUGCACUGGAUGUCAGAGAGUGGAAUCAUUGAUGUCUUCCUACUGGCAGGACCUACACCUUCUGACGUUUUCAGGCAAUACUCUCAACUUACAGGUACACAAGCCAUGCCCCCUCUCUUUUCCCUGGGGUACCACCAGUGCCGCUGGAACUAUGAAGAUGAGCAGGAUGUAAAAGCAGUGGAUGCAGGAUUUGAUGAACAUGACAUUCCAUAUGACGUCAUGUGGCUGGACAUAGAGCACACUGAGGGAAAGAGGUACUUCACCUGGGACAAAAAAAGAUUCCCCAACCCCAAAAGGAUGCAAGAGCUGCUCAGGAGCAAAAAACGUAAGCUUGUGGUCAUCAGCGACCCCCACAUCAAGACUGAUCCUGACUACUCAGUGUACGCCAAGGCCAAAGAGCAGGGCUUCUUUGUGAAGACCCGUGAAGGGGCGGACUUUGAAGGGAUAUGCUGGCCUGGUCUCUCCUCUUACCUGGAUUUCACCAAUCCCAAGGUCAGAGAGUGGUAUGCAGGUCUUUUUGCGUUCUCUGCUUAUCAGGGCUCUACGGAUGUCCUCUUCAUAUGGAACGACAUGAAUGAGCCCUCGGUCUUUAGAGGGCCAGAGCAAACCAUGCAGAAAAAUGCUGUUCAUCAUGGCAACUGGGAGCACAGAGAGCUUCACAACAUCUAUGGUUUCUAUCAGCAAAUGGCUACUGCAGAAGGACUGAUUCAGCGAUCUAAAGGGAAGGAGAGACCCUUUGUUCUUACACGUUCUUUCUUUGCUGGAUCUCAGAAGUAUGGCGCUGUGUGGACAGGAGACAACACAGCAGACUGGAGUUACCUGAGAAUUUCUAUCCCAAUGUUACUGACUCUCAGCAUCACUGGGAUCUCUUUCUGCGGAGCUGACGUGGGCGGGUUCAUCGGGAAUCCGGAGGCAGAACUGCUGGUGCGUUGGUACCAGGCGGGGGCCUACCAGCCCUUCUUCCGCGGCCACGCCACCAUGAACACCAAGCGGCGGGAACCCUGGCUGUUUGGGGAGGAACACACCCAGCUCAUCCGAGAAGCCAUCAGAGAGCGCUACACCCUCCUGCCCUAUUGGUACUCUCUGUUCUACCACGCACAUGUGGCCUCUCAGCCUGUCAUGAGGCCCCUGUGGGUAGAAUUCCCUGAUGACUUACAGACUUUUGGUGUGGAAGAUGAAUAUAUGCUAGGAAGUGCUUUACUGGUUCAUCCAGUCACAGAGCCCAAAGCCACGGAGGUUGAUGUGUUUCUGCCAGGAUCAGAUGAGGUCUGGUAUGACUCUAAGACAUUCGCUCACUGGGAAGGAGGACGCACCGUGAAGAUCCCAGUAGCCUUGGACACUAUACCAGUGUUUCAACGAGGUGGAACUGUGGUCCCAAUAAAAACAACUGUGGGGAAAUCCACGGGGUGGAUGACUCAUUCUCCAUAUGGACUCCGAGUUGCUCUAAGCACUAAGGGUUCUGCAGUGGGUGAGCUAUACCUGGAUGAUGGCCAUUCGUUCCAAUACCUCCACCAGAAGCAGUUCUUACAUAGGAAGUUUUCAUUCUGUUCCAGUGUUUUGAACAAUAGUUGUGCCGACAAGAGGGGUCAUUAUCCCAGCAAGUGUGUGGUGGAGCAGAUCUUGGUCUUAGGUCUUGGGAAGGAGCCGUCUUCUGUGACCACGCACUCUUCUGAUGGUAAAGACCAGCCUGUGGCUUUCACAUACUGUGCCCAAGCGUCUACCCUGCGCCUAGAGAAGCUCUCUCUGGACAUUGGCGCUGACUGGGAGGUCCAGAUCAUGUGAUGACGCCAUCCGGGAGCUGCCUGCUCUUUCCUACUCCUCCCUUGGCCUUUUUGAGAUUCGUGCUGCAACCUAAUCUAAUCCCUGGCUCAAGAUCAUCUUUUGCUGAGUCACCAGUACACUAAUGCAUGAUAGGGUCCAGAUUUUGAGAUUUCAGAAUUUACAUCCUUAAGAUGUACCAGCAGUAUUCUCUGUGUCAGAUACCACCUCUUCCCCCAAGCCCUGGCAGCCCCAACACAUGUACUGAGUUCAGGAGUCUUCCACUGCCUCUUGGGCCCCCAGCCCUGUGGUAAGCACUGUGGCCAGUGAGCAGGGCUUCCGGGUUUGUGGUGAUAUGGGCCACGCCUACUCAAGUGGCCCCUUGGUCAGGCUUGCCUCGGGCCUUGCGGCUGAGGUGCUUAAGGGUGCUCUCCAAGAGGACGGCAGGCUCUGGUACCCACAGUCACCUGUCAUCCCCCACAUGCGGUGGGCGGAACAAGCCUCUUCUGCAUGUACCCCGGAUGCUGCAGCAGUGGGGGUUCCUGUCCCCUAGGGAUCCAUGCAGGGGCAUGAAAGACUCCCUGCUUCCCAGGCUCGGAAGUUCCAAAUUAACCUUAAAAUUCAGGCUUCUUUGUUUGAAUUAUUUUGUGACAAAUGCUGUCUACAAACUAAAAAAUAUUUAUAAUAUGAACAAGCUAUAAUUAGCAAUCACAAAAUCAGCCCCCACAUCCCCACCACUAAACUUUAGAAAUAGAGGCACUGGCCUUAGGCACAGAAUGUAAGGGGAUGCAAAAAAAAAUGGAAGAGUCAAAAUAAGAAAUAUGGACUAUUUUAAAAAAUAAAAAUGAAUGGGGCCGGCGCUGUGGUGCAGCGGGUUAACGCUCUGGCCUGAAGCACCAGAAUGCCAUACAGAUGCCAAUUCAAGUCCUGGCUACUCCACUUCCAAUCCAGCUCACUGCUAAUGCACCUAGGAAAGCAGCAGAAAAUGGCCCAAGUGUUGGGACCCCUGCACCAACAUGGGAGACCAGGAAGAAACUCCUGGCUCCUGGCUUCAGCCUGGACCAGCCCUGGCCAUUGUGACGAUUUGGGGACUGAACCAGUAGAUGAAGGAUCUCUCUCUGUAUCUCUCCUCUCUGACUCUGACUUUCAAAUAAAUAAAUCUUUAUAAAGAAAUAAAUCUUUAAAUAAAUGUUUAAAGAAAAAAACUAAUAUGAACAAAAUAUCAACACUUUAAAUAAAGUGAGUCUCAGUAUUAUGGAGUUUUCCUCUUGCUGCUGUGGCUCGGCAUGGAACAGAACAUUACAGGAUGCAUCAUGGCUCUCUCAGCUCUGGAAACCCCGUGGCUCCCUGCUGCCAGCGUCUGCUGGGGCUGCCUCCACUCCUCAGCACCCCUCAGCGUGCACACCAGCAGCCUGCCAACUGCCACCUGUCUGCCUGUGCUCCCUCCACGUGUGCAAUCUAACCCUCUUCCAGGCCUUCCGGGAAGCCUUCCUAACUACCCUACCGUGCCUGUUUGGCCCGUACCCAUCAGCAUGGUUUUGCCUUUUCUAAAAUGCUGCCCGGCUUGCAGCUGUGCUCCGGGUAGCAUUCUCAGGGGUUGUACCUGAAUAUUUCAAAGUACUGUUUGUUCCCCUGCUUCCCCUCCUAGGUUGUAUGUUUCUUAAAAGCAUAUUGUGUUUCUCAUGUCUGCCAGAUCACCAUUAUACUUGAUUAUCAGUGACUGCCAGCUGUGAUUGGUUAACUGGUACAGCUGGUUGAUUUAAAGUAACACUCAAAUGUAUUUUUAAAUUAGUAUUAUUUAUUCAUUUGCUUUCAUUUUAUUUGCAUGGCCGAGAGACAGAUCUUGCAUCUUCUGAUUCACUCACUCCCCAAAUGACCACAACAGCCAGGGUGGGCCAGGCUGAAGCCAGGAGCCUGGAACUCAAUGUGGGUCUCCCACAUGGGUGUCAGGGACCCAGGUACUGGAGCCAGAAACUGCUGCUUCCCAGGCUGUGCCUCAGCAGGAAGCUGGCUUAGGAAGCAAAGCCAGGGCUCAAACCAAGGACUCCAGUGUGGGAUGCAGCUAGAUGUCACAAGCACUGGCCUCACUGCUUUGCCAGACACUGGCCCUGAGUGUAUUUGUGUCUGACUUGCUUCUCUGACACACAACUCUUUCCCAAUGCACUGAACAUUGUGUGUUUCCUGCUGGACAUGUUUCCUUGCGUCAGUUCAGACGUGAGCUUUGUGCCAUAUAUAUGGCUCACCUGGAUCUCUGCCCAUUCUUCCCUCAUUUCUGUGAGUUUUACAGUUGAGAAGAAAGGAAGAACCCUACAUUAGCUGAAGCCACAGUUCCAAGCUUCAAAUUUCUCUUACCAACCUAAGAUCCAGCCUAAAAACUGGUACUCUUCCCUAAUAUGAUUGUUUUUAUCUAUUUUAAUUUAAUAGAUUUAAUAGAUCCUGAUUUCAACCUGGCCCACCCCCAUCCCCAGCUGUUACAGCCAUUUGGGGAGUGGACCAGCAGAUGAACAAUGCCUGUGUUUGUGUCUCUUUAUCUCCCUAUCUCCCUGUGUCACUUUGCCUUUCAAAUAAAUCCUUUUUUAAAAAUCUAUACAUAGCAACAUAGAAAUAGCAACAUAGAAACUUUUUUGGUAAAAUAUUUCUGAAGUGAUUUCGUCUAAGUAAAAGUUACAGUAAAGCAAACCCAUUUGCGGGACACCCUACACUCUUCACAGCCUGAAGGCCAUGAAGACUGGUUCUGAGGAGCAGCUCCAGACUGAGGAGAUGGGAGACAUGACAACAGGUGUGGUCCUGGGCUGGACUCUGGGCCAAUAAAGAACACUGUUGGGGCAGUUGCCAACAUCUGAGUGGGAUAUUUUCUAUGAUCAGACAAAAGAAUUUUCUGGGGUUUAGGAAAGUAAUUCUGAGGUUGGAACUAUGAGCAGAUAGUUUUUUCACUUUUUUAGUAUCAGAGUAUCCAAAUGACUGGCAGCAGAAACACAGAAAACACACAACUCUGCAGCUGAAUGGUUUUUAGCUCCUAAUUAACCACCUUACAAAAGAGCCUUCUGGGUAAUGGGAUCCCUGUGACAAUACCAGGCAUCCCCCUGCUUUCAGGAUUUUUCACCUACCAAAGACUGAAUUCCAGAGGGUGCUCUCUACUGAAAUGCCCUCACAGCCCAGGUCGUAGGAAGCCCUGAGCAUCUCCACUAGAGAAUGGAGGCUGUGCAGCCAGUGCUCCAGGAGAAAUAAAGGAGACGUUGGCAUCUGCUGUCAGAUCAGCCUGUCUCGCAACCAGCCCUGCCAAGGGCAGUGGUGCCACAGCAAGCACCUCCCCCCGGGGGUGGGUUAGACAGCUGUUCUUGACAGCUGUUCCCACAGGGCUGGUGGUGUGGGAGUCCUCUCCAGUCACAGCCAGGGGAAGGGGAGCCCUAUUUGUAUGCAGGGAUUCAGUGACGUCUUGCUAAGUCCACAUUAAUGGCAUCUUGGUCUUGUAGUUACUCCUUUACUGGAAAUCAGGAAACCUGUGCUCUGGUUUGAUGCCACAGUGACUUAGCUGAGUGAUGCUGGCUGUGCCAGUUAACCUCUCUGGGCCUUGGUUUCCUUAUCUGAGAAAGUGAGAGAGGGAGAGAUUGAUUUUAAAAUGCUGAGUUUCCCAUGAACUCAUUGUAAAAAACAGCAGAAAUCUUAUUUCCUUGAUUGUAAAAUGAGAAUAAUCAACCCCACAGGUUGUUGUAGAGACUUAAAAUAGUCUGUGUGUGUGGAAAGUGGAAAACAGUAGCUGUACUGUAGAGAAGGCUGGUAGACACCAUCUUUCUCAAAACUGACCUGGGGCCGGCACUGUGGCACAGCAGGUUAAGCCACCACCUGCAGCACUGGCAUCCUAUGUUCGCGCAGGUUCAAGUCCCAGCUACUCCACUUCCAAUCCAGCUCCCUGCUGAUGCACUUGGGAAGGUGGCAGAGCCUAGCUCAGAUGCUUGGGCCCCUGCAUCCACAUGGAAGACCCCAGUGAAGCUGGCUACUGUCUUAGGUCUGACCCAGCCCUGGCCGUUACAGCCAUUUAGGGAGUGAACCAGUAGAGGAAAACUUCUCUGUCUCUGCCUCUCUGUCUCUCUCACUCUGACUUUCAAAUAAAUAAAUCUUAAAAAAAGACCUUACCUGUAAUAAAACAUAGCAUUAUCAGUCUCCCCAAAUAUACUUAGAGGAUGAGGAUGCAUCACUUCUGUAAUAUUCUUCCCCCAACUCUAUAACCUCAGUCUAAUCACAGGAAGAACAUCAAACACAAGCUGAGGGACAUUCUACAAUAUGCCUGACAAGUACUCUUGAGAAGUGUCAAGGUCAUGAGAGACAAAGACUAGAGGCACUGGCAUGUGGUGUACUGGGUUAAGCCACUGCUUGCAGUGCCACAUCCCCUGUUGGGGGCAACUGUUCAAGUCCUGCUGCUGCUCUGAUCCAGCUCCCCAAUGAUGCACAGGGGAAAAGCAGCAGAAGAUGGCCCAAGUGCUUAGGCCCCUGCCACCCAGGUGGGAGGCCCAGAUGGAGUUCCUGACUCCUGGCAGGAGCCUGGCCCAGU
Molecule: messenger RNA, 8131 nt
Organism: Lepus europaeus (European hare)
Lineage: Eukaryota; Metazoa; Chordata; Mammalia; Lagomorpha; Leporidae
Gene: GANC
Product: glucosidase alpha, neutral C
Exons: 24
Coding region: 865-3606 (913 amino acids)
Biological process (GO): carbohydrate metabolic process; N-glycan processing
Molecular function (GO): carbohydrate binding; alpha-1,4-glucosidase activity
Source: RefSeq, a predicted model, not a curated record